AUGAACGGCGCCAAAAAAUCUGUGGGGCAAGAACUCUUAGUAGAAAAAAGUAUGGCAUUGUCAUUUGGAGGGCGACCUGCAAAAGAAGGCGAAUACCCAUGGGCUGUGUUCAUAGAAAGAGAUAUUGUCUGCAGUGGAGCUCUUAUAUCUCAACGUCACGUGCUAACAGCAGCUCACUGUUUCACAUCUAACUUCAGCGGUCCUAAGGAGAAGUGCAAUGGAUACAAGAUUACGACCCUACCUACUCCAAAGGAAUCAUUCAAGUUUUGGUUCGGAACGGAAUGUGCCAAGCACACGCACUCAUGCCCCAAACCUAAAACAAGAUCAUCAGCUACGAUUUAUCUAAGGCAAGAUGGAUGCAGAGAUUUACACGACGUGGCAAUAGCUGAGUUGGAUAAACCCGUACCCGAGUCAUUGGCAACACCGAUUUGCACCCCGGACAAAUCAACGAAGAUCCCCAAAAAACUCAAAUUUAUCGGCAAUGGAGUGAUUUCUCCUGACGGACAAACAUUCGGUGGCCACCAAGUAGUAGACCUGGACCUCGACUUACUUAAUAAGGAAAAACUUAUAGUCCAAACUAAAGCUAAAAAUGGAACGGGUUUAUGCCCCGGAGACAGCGGAGGUAUAUUAUUUACAACCGAUAAAAAAGGAAGAAGCACAGCUGUUGGAACGUAUACGGGCGGAGAAACUUGCUAUAUUAACUAUCCAAAGGAUUAUCCAGGGAAAAAGGAGCAUAUCCAACAUGGUACAUUAGUUGUUGAUUAUUUCAGUGAUUUAACGUUUUAUGCAGAUUGGAUAUGUGGCGCCUCAGGUGCAUGUAAUAGUCCCAAUACGAAGGGGAGCCAAAGGAAUAGGAAGAAGAAGAAGAGAACUAUCUCGAUGUAG
This is a messenger RNA of Ostertagia ostertagi, 885 nucleotides long. The record is from the annotation of a GenBank genome assembly. Lineage: Eukaryota; Metazoa; Nematoda; Chromadorea; Rhabditida; Trichostrongylidae.